Aspergillus clavatus NRRL 1 is the source of this 702-nucleotide messenger RNA. Its product is annotated as riboflavin synthase. Gene Ontology annotation, molecular function: riboflavin synthase activity. The record is from RefSeq and is a predicted model, not a curated record. Gene Ontology annotation, biological process: riboflavin biosynthetic process. The transcript is spliced from 3 exons. Lineage: Eukaryota; Fungi; Ascomycota; Eurotiomycetes; Eurotiales; Aspergillaceae. Bases 1 to 702 code for a protein of 233 amino acids.
AUGUUCACUGGCCUCGUUGAGCAUAUCGGGACGGUUACGUCUCUCGAACCCCUCGAUACCACAUCAAGUGGGGGCGGGGGAACCUCACUGACGAUUUCCGAUUGUGAGGCGAUUCUCACAGAUGCCCAUCUCGGGGACAGUAUUAGUGUCAAUGGAACCUGCCUCACGGUGACCGCAUUUGACAAGACCUCGUUCAAGGUUGGUGUCGCCCCCGAGACUCUUCGUCGGACGAACCUAGGAUCACUGCAGCAAGGCUCGCGGGUAAAUCUCGAGCGUGCUGUUCUGGCAGAGACCCGGAUGGGAGGCCAUUUCGUCCAAGGCCAUGUCGACACCAUCGCAAAAGUUCUCGCCGUCACGCCGGAUCAGAACUCUCUAGUAUUCAGAUUGCAGCCUCGCGAUCAGGGUGUUAUGCGGUAUAUCGUGGAAAAGGGCUAUGUCACGCUGGACGGCGCCAGUCUGACGGUGACCAAAGUUGUGGAUGGCGAGGAUGGAUAUUUCGAAAUCAUGCUUAUUGCGUAUACACAAGAGAAGAUCGUGACGGCAGCAAAGAAGCCCGGGGAUGAUGUGAAUGUGGAAAUUGACAUUGUGGGCAAAUACGUGGAGAAGAGUGUCGAGGGUUACUUUGCCGGAACUGCUGGUGGAAACAUGAGUAUCCUGGAGAAGAUGGUGUCGCGCAUUGUGGAAGAGAAACUGAAACGGUGA